GCGACGCCCCAGCGGUUUCUUCCGGAAGAAGCGCGGGCCGGGCCGGGGCGGGUUGCAAGGUCGGCGGCUUCCGGGCGGGUCCGGCGCAUCGUGGGUGCUGGUGGGUGUUUCUGCCGUGGGGCAUGGCGGUUCUGCCAAGUUGUGGUAUUUUUUUUUCGUUUUGCAAGGCGUGAGGGCCAGGGUGUGAUACGCGACCCGUCAUCUUAUUCUACCCCGGUUCCGGCUGCAUUGUGGUGGUGUGCUGGGUGCAGUUUCUCUUCUCGUCGGUUUGGCGUGAAUUUUUCCCCCCAUAUCUUUUUUUUUGUUUUUUAUUAUGAAAGGAUUUUUGGAGGUGCUUUUUUUCUUCUUAGGAUGGCUGUUUUUUCUUGUAUGCGAUGCGGCUACAUGUACGAAUUUCUCGUUUCAAACAGUUAUUAUCGUAAACUAACGCUGCGCAAUGAUCACUGCCCACGGUGUGACCAAAUUUCCCUAUUUCGGUUUAUGAGCGUGAGUGGAAUGGUGGGAAAGAUGCCGUACAAGCCCGUUGGUGUUCCUGCUCCUUCAUAUGCGACGCUGUGGUGGCGGAAAAAACGUGAUGGGAAAAGUGCUUCGGCACCACUAGAUGCAGUAUGCAAGAAUGAUCGGUGGUAG
Molecule: messenger RNA, 630 nt
Organism: Trypanosoma grayi
Lineage: Eukaryota; Euglenozoa; Kinetoplastea; Trypanosomatida; Trypanosomatidae
Exons: 1
Source: RefSeq, a predicted model, not a curated record